Messenger RNA from Osmia lignaria (orchard mason bee), 2475 nucleotides. Its product is annotated as scoloptoxin SSD14. Gene Ontology annotation, molecular function: glutathione gamma-glutamate hydrolase. Gene Ontology annotation, biological process: glutathione catabolic process. Gene Ontology annotation, cellular component: plasma membrane. NCBI's taxonomy places the organism in Eukaryota, Metazoa, Arthropoda, Insecta, Hymenoptera, Megachilidae. The record is from RefSeq and is a predicted model, not a curated record.
CCAUGAGCCUGGCAAACACGUUUCGAGAUGUUUUCGUCGAGAGUUGAAGCGAGCGUGCUGCGAUCCGGUCUCACCACUGUACGAUAAACCUCGUGUCCGGACGACACGUUCGAUGCUUCGGAGCCGGCUUCUCGAAUGAUCGUCGCUCGAUCAUUCAAAAUUUUAUCCUACUCCAGUUUUAUCGCGGUGACGAAGAAUUAAUUACACUUUCGAAACGUCGUGAUUGAUUAAACGAUCGAUAACAUCGAGAAGGAGCGAUCGGAUUCGAAGAAGGUAUCAACUUUAUGUAACAGUGGAUGAUAUUCUGAAAAUUACUUUUGAAUCGGUGCUGUUGGGUUUCGCAAUCGGCUAUGAUUACGAUAGUGUGUUGAAGAUCUGAUAGAGUUGAUGCGCGCGUCACUCACUGAAAGGAAGGUGUUCCAACGGGUAAUUACUUCAAUUUAGAACCGAGUGCGCGGUAAGAUUUUUACAUUCUCGAUUAUCUUUAUGAAUAUGAACGAUUGACUGUGAGAUCAUUUGUCUCCGAGUACCGGUCAAAUUCUCGGGUCACAGGCGGUCGACGAUCGUCGUACGUGUACGUUUAAAAGUUCUCUGUGAUUUAAAAGUUUGAUCGCAAAGAUGACGAGAAGAAACAGCCUGGCGGAAAUCGAAGAGUCACGGAAGAGACGAAGGUCAUAUAUAAACACAAAGGUAAUUGUAAUCGGCAGCAUAGUAUUAGCAACAGUGAUCCUAGCGAUAAUAGCGAUCUGCACUGUCUAUGGAUCGAACAGAGACGUAGAAAUUCAAGAAAAUGAAGAAGUACCACCGGAUCCAGAAGCAGAGUUGCCUCCUUCAGCGAGUAAAUUAAGAACUUUUAAACGUGGAGCCGUUUGCGCAGAUGGUGCCCCAUGUGCCGUUGUCGGCAAGUCGAUUUUAGAGAAAAAUGGCUCGGCUGUGGAUGCCGCGAUAGCAGCGAUGAUUUGCAACGGUCUCGUGAAUAUGCAAAGCAUGGGCAUUGGAGGCGGAUUUUUUAUGACAAUUUAUGAUAAAGCGAGCAGACGUGCGUACACGUUAACUGCAAGAGACCGUGCACCCUUAGCAGCCAAUGCCACGAUGUACGAAGGAAAACCAAGAGAUGCAUCCUUUUCCGGUCCAUUGGCCAUUGCUGUUCCUGGAGAAUUGGCCGGAUAUUGGGAGGCUCACAAACGUUUUGGUAAAUUACCAUGGGCCGAUUUGUUCAGACCAUCGAUCGAACUUUGCGAAGAAGGAUAUAAUUUAACAAAAAUCCAACACGAUGGGUUCAGAUUCAAUGCGAAGAAUAUUUACAACGAUCGUGUAUUAAAGGAACUGUUUGUCGAUCCGAAGACCGAUGAUUUUUACAAACCGGGUACCGUCAUUAAACCAAAGGUACUUUGUAAAACAUUGAGAGUGAUUGCGGAGAAGGGUGCCUCGGAAUUGUACAAUGGUACCUUGGGCAAGUUACUUGUGCAAGAUUUGCAAGAAAAAGGAGCGAUAAUAACGAUGAAGGACUUGAACAGUUACAGAGCUACGUGGGAUGAACCCCUUCAAACGAAUCUCUCUAAUGGAAUAAAGGUUUACACUGUUGGAUUGCCAGCUAGUGGAGCUCUCUUCUCGUAUAUUUUAAACAUUUUAGACGAAUAUCAUUUUAAUCCUGACAGCAUAGCUGAUCAAAACCAGACCAUUCUUACUUAUCAUCGAAUGAUAGAAAGUUUCAAAUAUGCUUACGCGUUGAGAAACGAUAUGGCUGACAAAGAAUUUGUCGACAUGGAAGAAUUAACAAGGAAUUUAACCUCGAGGAGACACGCUCACGAAACUCGAAUGAAGAUCGACGAUAACAAAACAUGGGACGAUCCAGCUCAUUAUGGAGCUGUUACUUUGAACAGCGCGAAAGAUCAAGGAACUGCCCAUGUUUCAGUAUUGGCACCCAAUGGAGAUGCAGUGUCAGCUACUAGUACCAUUAAUUUUUACUUUGGAAGUGGGGUAAUUAGCGAUACCACUGGAAUAUUAUUAAACAACGCGAUGAAUGAUUUCGGUAUACCAUCGACGAUAAGUUAUUUCGGUAUACCUCCCAGUCCGAAUAAUUACAUCGCCCCUGGGAAACGACCUUUGUCGUCGAUGGUACCUUCCAUCCUGGUAGAUUCGGACGGAGACGUGAAAAUGGUGAUCGGUGCAUCCGGUGGCACUAAGAUCACCACGGCAGUGUCUCAAAUAGUGGCGAAAAUCAUUUGGAUGGGACAAACGGUGAAGGAAGCGGUGGACGCUCCCAGAAUACAUCAUCAGCUGUACCCAUCCGAGAUGAUGUACGAAUAUGGCGUGCCAAAGCAAGUAAUCGAUGGUUUAAAGAAAAUCGGCCAUAAAACUGCUCGUUACAGGGUUCGCGGCAGUGUGGCGUGUGUGAUUUUUGUUAACAACGACACGACCGUCUACGCGAACGCGGACUUCCGCAAAGGCGGUGACGUCUACGGAGUCAAUUGA